Saimiri boliviensis boliviensis (Bolivian squirrel monkey) is the source of this 3638-nucleotide messenger RNA. RefSeq names its product glypican 1 (gene GPC1). Gene Ontology annotation, molecular function: fibroblast growth factor binding. NCBI's taxonomy places the organism in Eukaryota, Metazoa, Chordata, Mammalia, Primates, Cebidae. Gene Ontology annotation, biological process: regulation of protein localization to membrane; negative regulation of fibroblast growth factor receptor signaling pathway; cell migration. The record is from RefSeq and is a predicted model, not a curated record. Gene Ontology annotation, cellular component: plasma membrane; synapse; cell surface.
GCCGCCGAGGGGCCGGGCCGGCGGCGGGGGAGGCGCCGAGCCGGGACUGCGCUCGCCCGCCGCGCUCUGGGCUGCCCGAACGAGCGGCCGGACCUCGCGCCCCGCGCGCUCCGCGCCACCGCCGCCGCCGGCUUUUGUUGUCUCCGCCUCCUCGGCCGCCGCCGCCUCUGGACCGCGAGCCGCGCGCACCGGGACCUUGGCUCUGCCCUUCGCGGGCGGGAGCUGCGCAGGGCCCGGCCGGGAUCCGGGAGAGGCGCGAGUGGGGGCCCGGGGGGGCCGCCGGCCCCGCCAUGGAGCUCCGGGCCCGAGGCUGGUGGCUGCUGUGCGCGGCCGCCGCGGUGGUCGCCUGCGCCCGCGGGGACCCGGCCAGCAAGAGCCGGAGCUGCAGCGAGGUCCGCCAGAUCUACGGAGCCAAGGGCUUCAGCCUGAGCGACGUGCCCCAGGCGGAGAUCUCGGGUGAGCACCUGCGGAUCUGUCCCCAGGGCUACACCUGCUGCACCAGUGAGAUGGAGGAGAAGCUGGCCAACCGCAGCCGCGCCGAGCUGGAGACCGCGCUCCGGGACAGCUGCCGAGCCCUGCAGGCCAUGCUCGCCGCCCAGCUGCGCAGCUUCGAUGACCACUUCCAGCACCUGCUGAACGACUCGGAGCGGGCGCUGCAGGACGCCUUCCCCGGCGCCUUCGGAGAGCUGUACACGCAGAACGCCAGGGCCUUCCGCGACCUGUACGCGGAGCUGCGCCUGUACCACCGCGGCGCCAACCUGCACCUGGAGGAGACGCUGGCCGAGUUCUGGGCCCGCCUGCUCGAGCGCCUCUUCAAGCAGCUGCACCCCCAGCUGCUGCUGCCCGACGACUACCUGGACUGCAUGGGCAAGCAGGCCGAGGCGCUGCGGCCUUUUGGGGAGGCCCCCAGAGAGCUGCGCCUGCGGGCCACGCGUGCCUUCGUGGCUGCUCGCUCCUUCGUGCAGGGCCUGGGUGUGGCCAGUGACGUGGUCCGGAAGGUGGCUCAGGUACCCCUGGGCCCGGAGUGCUCACGGGCUGUCAUGAAGCUGGUCUACUGUGCUCACUGCCUGGGGGUCCCUGGCGCCAGGCCCUGCCCCGACUAUUGCCGAAACGUGCUCAAGGGCUGCCUCGCCAACCAGGCCGACCUGGAUGCCGAGUGGAGAAACCUCUUGGACUCCAUGGUGCUCAUCACCGACAAGUUCUGGGGCGCGUCAGGUGUGGAAAGUGUCAUCAGCGGCGUGCACACGUGGCUGGCAGAGGCCAUCAACUCCCUCCAGGACAACAGGGACACGCUCACAGCCAAGGUCAUCCAGGGCUGCGGGAACCCCAAGGUCAACCCCCAGGGCCCCGGGUCUGAGGAGAAGCGGCGCCGGGGCAAGCUGGCCCCAAGGGAGAGGCCACCCUCAGGCACGCUGGAGAAGCUGGUCUCUGAGGCCAAGGCCCAGCUCCGCGACGUCCAGGACUUUUGGAUCAGCCUCCCAGGGACACUGUGCAGCGAGAAGAUGGCCCUGAGCACUGCCAGUGACGACCGCUGCUGGAACGGGAUGGCCAGGGGCCGCUACCUCCCCGAGGUCAUGGGCGACGGCCUGGCCAACCAGAUCAACAACCCGGAGGUGGAGGUGGACAUCACCAAGCCGGACAUGACCAUCCGGCAGCAGAUCAUGCAGCUGAAGAUCAUGACCAACCGGCUGCGCAGUGCCUACAACGGCAACGAUGUGGACUUUCAGGAUGCCAGUGACGAUGGCAGCGGCUCGGGCAGCGGCGAUGGCUGUCCAGAUGACGUCUGUGGCCGGAAGAACAGCAGGAAGAGCUCCAGCUCCCGGACGCCCCUGACCCAUGCCCUCCCAGGCCUGUCAGAGCAGGAAGGGCAGAAGACCUCAGCUGCCAGCUGCCCCCAGCCCCCCAGCUUCCUCCUGCCCCUCCUCCUUGCCCUGGCCCUCACAGUCGCCAGGCCCCGGUGGCGGUAACUGCCCCACGGCCCCAGGGAUAGAGGCCAAGGACUGACUUUGCCAAAAAUACAAAACAGACAAUAUUUAAUUCCCCUCGGCCCAGGGAGGCCUGGGGUGGGACAGGGAGGGCCGGUGGCUCUGAGCAGGGGUGGCCCCCGGCCUGGCCUCGCCUGCCUCUCUGCCUUUUAAUUUUGUAUGAGGUCCUCAGGUCAGCUGGGCACCAGUGUCCCCACAAGCCAUGUAUUUCAGGGACCUCAGGGGCACCCCCAGCUCCCUGCACCGCUGCAGAAGCAGCGCCUCAAAGCAACCCGCUGGAGCCACGGCCAGCCUGUGCCUUCCUCCCCACCUCCCGCUGGGACUCCCGCCCGAGCCCCCCAGCCAGGUCUGGCCCACCCCUCAGCCUCAGAGAAGCCCCACAAGGGCCGUCUGAGUGACGACCGUCUAGCGGAGCCUCUGAGACGCAUGAUGCCCUCCCCUCCACGAAGCUGCAGAGCCCAGCCCCCACCUCCCCGUGUCGUUGAGGGGCCCCGGGUCUGCAGGGUGGGCUGGGAAGGCGCCACGGCUGGGGAGCCUCUGAGGACUCUGUCCUCCCCCUCCCUGCGGCGAGGGGCCCUCCACGCUCAGAAGAGGGGCCACUGACCCACCUGGGCUUCUGCUGGAGGCGCGGGAGCUGGGCCAAGCGUGGCCUCCACGGAUGUGGGCUGCCCACUUAUACACGGGGCUCACAGGGCAGGCCUUGCUGGGGUCCGGGGCUGCGUGAGGACCCCAAGGGCUGAGGAGCAGCCUGGACCCACCUGCUCCCACCUUCACCCAGCUCAGGAACCAGGGCCUCCCUGUUCAGGGUGACACAGGCCAGGGCUCACAGCUCACAGGGACCCGCGGCUGUCACCUGCUCACAGGGCUGCUGGUGUCUGGGGAGACGCAGUGCUGCAGACAGGAACGCCUAAGUCCCUUCCCGACCCGGCCAGCUGCAGGGGACAGGGGACUUGGAUAGUUAAGGGCUUUUCCAAACAUGCAUACAUUUACUGACAAUUCCUGUCCUCGUUCACUGAGAGCUGUUCACUCCUCCCAAAUAGCUUUGGAGGGACAUGGGGCCCUCCUUGGACCCUGGCAACCUCCUGUAUCGCUGAGGCCAUCAGGACCCUGGACAGGCCCUCCCUCCUGUACUCCAGGCGGCCCUAGGGAGGGGUGGCCUGUUGGGAAGGAGUCCUGCAGGGGGAGGAGGACUCGGGGUCUGGGGCCACCGUCCUGACCGCGCUGACCCUGAGGAGGCCGCUUAGUGCUGCUUUGCUUUUCAUCACCGUCCCACGGUGGAUGGAGGUCCCGGUCGCUGGUCAGGUCCCCGUGGCUUCUGUUCUCUGGAGCCUGACUUCAGACGUCUUGGGUUCAGGACCCCCUGACACAGGCAUGUCUACCCCAUAAUAACCCUGCCAGUGAUGGGGUGGGUGGGAGACUGGUACAGCAAUGCCAGGCGCCAGGACAGCAGCGCUCCUGCUGCACACGUACAGCCUGGGGACGGCGCCAAGGCCCCCUGCGCCCACCUGUGGAGGGGCAGCCCUGGGUGGUCACUGGUCAGGGCAGUGGCCCAGCCUGCGUGUCCUUCCUCCACGACGCCCCCCACCGCUCAGUGUCAGCGGGUGCCGUGUGUUCUUUUGAGUCCUUGUAUGAAUAAAAGGCUGGAGACCUACA